Molecule: messenger RNA, 1746 nt
Organism: Odocoileus virginianus texanus
Lineage: Eukaryota; Metazoa; Chordata; Mammalia; Artiodactyla; Cervidae
Gene: GNPNAT1
Product: glucosamine-phosphate N-acetyltransferase 1
Biological process (GO): UDP-N-acetylglucosamine biosynthetic process
Cellular component (GO): endoplasmic reticulum-Golgi intermediate compartment; endoplasmic reticulum; Golgi apparatus
Molecular function (GO): monosaccharide binding; glucosamine 6-phosphate N-acetyltransferase activity
Source: RefSeq, a predicted model, not a curated record
GUGCGGCGGGCUGUAGCGCGGGAGGCGGGAAGAGGUGGGGCUGGCUCUGAAGCCGGAUCCGGAUCCAGUGCAGUGUACCCGGGUGAGUGAGAAUCCGUCGAGCCUGGAGAGGAGCGCAGACUGCGUACCUCUACGGAUCUUACUGCAAAGAUGAAACCUGAUGAAACUCCUAUGUUUGACCCAAGUCUACUCAAAGAAGUGGACUGGAGUCAGAAUACAGCUACAUUUUCUCCAGCCAUUUCCCCAACACAUCCUGGAGAAGGUUUGGUUUUGAGGCCUCUUUGUACUGCUGAUUUAAAUAGAGGUUUUUUUAAGGUACUAGGUCAGCUGACAGAGACUGGAGCUGUCAACCCAGAACAAUUUAUGAAAUCUUUUGAGCACAUGAAGAAAUCUGGGGAUUACUAUGUUACAGUUGUGGAAGAUGUAACUUUAGGCCAGAUAGUUGCUACAGCAACCCUGAUAAUAGAACAUAAAUUUAUCCAUUCCUGUGCUAAGAGAGGACGAGUAGAAGAUGUUGUUGUUAGUGAUGAAUGCAGAGGAAAACAGCUUGGCAAACUGUUAUUAUCAACUCUUACUUUGCUAAGCAAGAAACUGAACUGUUAUAAGAUUACCCUGGAAUGUCUACCACAAAAUGUUGGUUUCUAUAAAAAGUUUGGAUAUACAGUAUCUGAAGAAAACUACAUGUGUCGGAGGUUUCUAAAGUAAAAUCUUUUAAGAAAGACAUCUAUCAAAGGAGCUGAUGCAGCAAGGCUAUACUCUCUUCCUUGAGUUAAAAUAUUUUGUUGCUGCAACCAGGUGACCUCCAUAAAUACUGGAUUGGAAAAAACAUUGUGAUACAAGUAUAAUGACACUUAGAUUACUUUGGGCUGGUGGGACAUGCUGAGUUUAGAUUACAAAUAAAAUUAUUAAGGGGAUGAUUUUUAACCAAAGGAGUAUAUUUUUAACUUGAAUCUUUUCUUGCAUUGUAUUUUUCUAAAGUUUGGCUUCAUUUCUUAGUGGUCAGAGUAUAGGUAGUAAGGAGUUAUGUGUCUGCUAUCUGUACUGUUCAUUAAAAGAAAAAAAGCAUACAGUGAAUAAGAUUGUUUCUUAUCACAUUCAUAAAGUUAAUAUUUUUGUUUCAAAGAAAUACAUCUAAAUACCACUUAAGGGUGUGUCAUUUCACAUAUGUUACAUGAAAUUGGAUGUUAGAUAUAACUAAAUGUAGUACAGUCCAACAUUUGCCGAUCCUAAUACUGUACUGGCAGACAAUCUGGUGAGCCUUUAAAAGAAGUAGAAAUGAAGAUUAACUUAUAAAAUGUGACAAUUUAAAUAUACAUCCAAAAGUUAUGAUUCUAAUAUAGCUGAAGUACUACCUGUCUUAUAUGUGAAAUAUAAUAAUUAUUCAUUUGUUUAAAUAUCUGAAAUAUAAGGUACUUUUUAACAGUGAGUUAGGAAAUAAAUGCUGGUAUUAUAUAUUUCUAACCUUAUUUCUCAUCUUUCCAAGGGGUGUCCAAAGCCUACUAACAUUUUUAUGAAAAUGGGAUUACAAAGUUGUGGAACAUUUUAAAAUGUAUCAUACUACAUUUAUCACAUUCUUAAAAUGUUGAUGGAAGUUUUUCUAUUUAAUGUGACUGUAAUGGUACUAUUAUUGUGGUCACUAUCCUAUUUUGAUUUUAAUUUUUUUUUUAAGUUGAAAUAAGAAUUAGAUACUUCACUAUUGGUUCUAAUCUUCUGAAUUCCAUGUUACAUUAAACCUGUUCAUAUGAA